GUUUCAAGAUGGCGACGACAUUUGAUCAGGAGCUGCGAAAGGUACGUUGGUUUUUUUUGGAUCCUUUAGCUAUGGAGGCAGGAAUAUUUUUUAUCAAAGUCUUUUUGGCUAUGAAAAUUAAUAAUUCUAAGGCCAUGCGAUGUUUUCUCGAUGACUGGCAUUGCAACACUUAAGUUUGAGGGCUGUAAAUUUAACAGUGCAGAGCAAAAAUAUAAGCUUACCUCGGUCACCCAAGUUGAAGUACAUUCACAGUCCCUCUCUUAAAUGUAUUUAGAGAAUUAAAAUGAAACGUGAAAAAAUAACGGAUUUUUCUGUUUGAAAGGCAGUUGCAAACAUACAGGCUAUCGUCAAAAUAAUAUUUGUGAACAUUGCCUCCUAAAGUCCUAGGGCAAUCAAGAUAUGUUGCAGUUAUUUUUUUAUUUCAGUCAGUUUUUGUUUUUCCUUGUUUCUGGGUGUGGUAAUGUAAGCUAAUAAAUUUGAAACAAAGGUAAAACAGAAAUUAACUGAAAUGAAAAAAUUACCUGCAACAUCAAUCACCUGUAAUCAACUGCAAAUGGAAAUUGAAUAAGAGAUAAAAUCUUACCUGUUGAAUUUGAAUUUGCUGUGGUGCGAAGUGGAACUGAAGUUGUUUUACAAUGCAAAAACUAUGUUCAAGUCAACCUUUUAACCGUUGUUGAUUUCACAAUGCUUUAUGUGGUAACGCCCUGGUUGUUAUUAUCGUCUUGUGUUUCAUUGUUGGUUAUUAAUUUAUUAACAAUUUGAAUUAACGGUAAUAAUUAGUGACAAGGGUCAAAACUCGAUAGCUGCUCUUGUACAAUCAGUGCCUCCGGUGCGAUGCAAUGCACCGCGAGGUAACAUUCCACGAUGACCAUUCAGUUAAAACGAAAACAACAAGGCAAUAUCUGCAUGUAUAUGCAAUCAAACUUGAAACAAUCUCAGAACCAAGCAGAAAAGCUCAAGAAACUUUCAGAUGUCAAAUGCAAAGUUAACUUCCGCUCCAGUCAAGUGGAGGCAUUCAUAAAUCGAGAAGUCAGUAGUCAAUUUCUGAUCAUUUUGAAUACGAAGACUUUUAUUUUAAAUGGAAAAGAGUGGCCCAUCGUACAUUUUAUCCCUUAAACUGUUGUUGGAAUGAAUUUUGUGAAAAAAAUGCGUGUAAUACUUGAGUACGGCUUGAAAAUAAAUCGGCCCUCAAAUUAAUUUCAUCCCUUGUCUCUUUUUUCUUACUCUCUCUCGAAUUGUUAAUAAAUUAAUAACCAACAAUGAAAUGCGAGAUAAUAAUAACAACCAGCAGAUGACCACCUAAAGCAUUGUGAAAUCAACAACAGUUAAAGCAUCGACUUGAACAUAGUUUUCUCAUUGUAAAACAACUUCACUUUCACUUCAUACCACAGCAAAUUCAAGAAUAAAACAAAACAGUUAAGAUUUUAUCUCUUUUUUAAUUUCCAUUUGCAGUUUACAAAUAAGAGCGUGGGUUCCCUAUGAUCACCUCUUUAAAUUAUCAAGAAAUAACAGAUCUUAAUUAUCAAGGUGAUAUAAACCCCUCUGUGGACCCACUGUAAUUGGCUAGACUAUAGUGGUCUCCCUGCUUCAUAAUUUUGUGUGAGUAAGUAUUGUUUUCUAGUUAGGCCAAGCUAAAUAAAUAAACAAACGUAUGGCUACUGUAUUAAAGAAACAAUGACGAGUUAUCUACUUUAAAUUGUUGAUUCUAAAUGCAAGAGUCAAACAUGUCAGGUAAAUGCUUUUUAAUACAGGCAUUUCAAGAACUUCAAGGGAAGAUGAUUGAAACUACACAGCGAGUUAAGUUAGCAGAAGGUCAAAUAAUGCAGCUGAGAAGGAAUAUAGCUCACGCCAAACUUACAGACCAAGAACUUGCUUCCUUGCCUCAAGAUACAAAAACAUAUGAGUCUAUAGGAAGAAUGUAAGUGGCUAAGCUUUUGCAUUAAAAUUAUAUUGCAGGUGCCCAGCUCUGUUUGGUUGAAGCUUAAAAUGUAAGAGGAUGAACUGGUAAUUUUGAAGGAAAUUCUGUCUUAACAAGCCUGAGGACCCCAUCCUCAAUUUGUUUAAAAACUCUAGAUCUAUUUUCAGACCAAGACUGGUAAAGAAGACUUUGGCACCAUACAAUCUAGCCUACAUUGCCUCUGACUCAAGCAUAGUCUACAUGCUUAUGUACCUAAAUUUAGACAUAGGCACAGACAUAGACAAUGUUUUAGUUUGGGUCUUCUAUCUACAGCUUAGAACAAGACAUGAUGAUAUCUUGCCAAAAAUGCUCUUGUUUUCUGGUCCUUGUCUUAAAGCACAAGGUGUUUAAUAAAGUCCAUUGGGACUCAGCCAGACAAAACUGUUAGCAUUCAACAAGUAAAACAUACGAUAAAUCUAUCAUGUUUCAAGGAUGGAUUUAAAUGUUAGUACAAGGAUUGGUUAAUGCAUGAACAAUAAUGUGCUGCUUUUUUUCCAAAUUAGGUUUGUCCUUCAACCUGUUUCUCACAUUAGAAAGGAACUUAGUGAAAAACUCCAGAGUAAUGAAGAAAAAAUAAAGAGCAUUGAGGUAGCUAUCUGUAACUGUGGAUGUGCUCAUAGUCAUCUUUUUCAAACUUAUUUCCAUAAUCCAUUCUCAUUCUUAAAGCUCAUGGGGAAAGAAUCAGGAAAAAAAGAUCUGCACAAGAUGCUGUCCCACUCCAGGUUUUAGGAAUUAUCUUAAUUGGAUAUUAGUCAGCUUGAUAAAUCUGAAAUAGAAAAGGCAAAACUUAGGGCUUAAAAUAAAACUUUGAUUAUUUCUUUAAGUUUGUUUUCUUGUUAUCUCCGAGACUAGUUUGGGGAGUGUGUGAGUUAUUAAUAUUGAAACUGGUAAAGAUGAAAUGUCUGCUAUAGCAUUCAAAAGUGUACAGUAAAGCUGUGAUAAUGAACCAUUAGGAAAGACCCGAGUAUAGUGUAGUAAAAUAUUAUUUUUUCCUAUCUUGAACAGUUAAAGUGAAUUAAUAAUCAGUUUAUUGAGUACAAUGUGUUUUAUUGUCUUGUAUGUUAUGGUUGUGAUGCAGUACAUUUAUACAGUCAUUUCCUUGUAUUAUUUCUUGCAGGCGAACAAGGAAUAUCUUCAGAAAAGUGUUAAAGAGCAUGAAGAUAACAUAAGAGAGAUGCUAGCCAGUAGACCGAAAUAACUAAUGUACUGUGAUAAUAAAUGUUAUUGUGUGUUCCACAAUUGGCCCUAUCUUAUAUCAUCGUGAUACAAACUGGACUACCUCUCCCAGUCUAUUGUUAAGUCUCCUUUCAAUUUACUAAACAAAAACUGUAGUAGAAUUUAAAGUUUUUGGUGAUAUUGAAAACGACAGCAGCUUCUGUCCUAUCCAACUGACAGGUAACUGACUAGAGAAUGGCUACACUGUAAAUCCUUGUUCAUACAACCAUCUGUAAGUUUGUUGAACUGGCACAGAUGCUUAAUCAAUUCAGUAGAAUUCAGAGUUAUGUGUUUACACAAUAAAAAAGUCUUCACUAUGCAGG
Messenger RNA from Porites lobata, 3495 nucleotides. Lineage: Eukaryota; Metazoa; Cnidaria; Anthozoa; Scleractinia; Poritidae. The record is from the annotation of a GenBank genome assembly.